CUCUCAAUUAGAAGUCUUAGGUUAGGGUUUUCGAUACCGAAGGACAUGUGAUUGCUUCAAUUGAUUCGGGUUUUCACUUUGGGAUUGCAUCAGUCCUUCAAGUGAUUGGAUGGAUCUGGAAACUGAAAACAGAAUAGCUGCUAUUCUCUUGAAAGAAGCGGCUGAACUUAGGCGGCAAGCAGAUAGGGAAGGUGUCCAUAUUUAUUGUCAGCAGCCAAAAGCAAGGGGUCGGUCAAAUUCACGGUUCCUCACUGCAACUGUGCUUGGUGUACAGCAAGCUAAUCGUGCUGUUGAAGUGAAUGAGAUGUGGCGGGUAAGACAAAAGGAGCUGGAGCUAAAUGAUAGGCUAAAAGGAAGAUCAAAAAAUGGUACCAAGCUCAGCAGGAGUUAUGGGGACAGUAGCAACUCCUCCAGAAGGACCAGUGAAAAGCAUGAGACCGAUUUGAGUUCUUCAUCCUCAUCAAGCAAGAUAAUAGCUGAGAGUUCUUAUUUGGGGGAAGAUGAAGGUCUAAGGGAUGAAGAGAUUGAGAAAUUUCUUCAGUCAAGGUUUACCUGCAACCGGCUGGUAAAGCGCGGUCGAGGUUCCGUAGGUUCGAGGAUGGAUGAAACUGGACCUUACCUACCCACAAAUUCCCACUCCCCGGAAAUGUUGUCAACAUACCCUAUUGCGAGGGAACAUCGGGUCACAUUAGGUCCUGAGAAGCCUUCUUCACUGACAUCUGAUGAAUCUUUUUCUGAUGAGGAGCUUCGAGAACAUAGACGGAAGAAAGAGAAGGACCUCUCUAAGAGCUCAGAAAAUAAACAUAGAAGAAAACACAAAUCUAAAGAAAAAUCGAUAGAUAAGAAAAGGAAGAGGGAGGAGAAAAGAAGAAAAUAUCGCUAGUGUAUAAAAGGUUUUACACAAGCUAGUUUUGUCAAUUGAUUUAUGUAACAUUUGGAUCGGUAGUAGCUCUGUAAAAACGGAUUGUUACUUGUUCUAUGAUGAAAAUGAGAGCAUUUGGGAA
Hibiscus syriacus is the source of this 1004-nucleotide messenger RNA. Its product is annotated as arginine/serine-rich coiled-coil protein 2-like. The record is from RefSeq and is a predicted model, not a curated record. Bases 110 to 883 code for a protein of 257 amino acids. Lineage: Eukaryota; Viridiplantae; Streptophyta; Magnoliopsida; Malvales; Malvaceae. The transcript has 4 exons.